Messenger RNA from Sceloporus undulatus (fence lizard), 6650 nucleotides. RefSeq names its product sodium channel protein type 5 subunit alpha-like. Gene Ontology annotation, cellular component: plasma membrane; voltage-gated sodium channel complex; axon. Gene Ontology annotation, molecular function: voltage-gated sodium channel activity. The coding region runs from base 24 to 5495 and encodes 1823 amino acids. The transcript is spliced from 27 exons. Lineage: Eukaryota; Metazoa; Chordata; Lepidosauria; Squamata; Phrynosomatidae. The record is from RefSeq and is a predicted model, not a curated record. Gene Ontology annotation, biological process: membrane depolarization during action potential; neuronal action potential; sodium ion transmembrane transport.
CUGAUCAGUAUUAGAUUCCAGAUAUGCAGUGCAAAAACAUGCCAAAUUUUUCAUUUUCGGCGGCUAAUAAUUUCCUCCGUUUCACUCCUGAGUCCUUGGAUGAAAUUAGAAAAAGAAUUGCUGAGAAGAAACUGAAGAGGGCCAAAGCCUUGGAGGAGGGCAAGGGUGAGCAGCAAGAAGAAAACCUUCAGCCACAGCUUGAUCUGAAGGUUUUAAAAAAGCUGCCUCACAUUUAUGGAAAACCCCCUCCCUGGCUCAUCGCAGAACCACUGGAAGAUGUUGAUCCCUAUUACAAGGAUCAUGAGACCUGCAUGGCGUUAUCAGCCAGGAGAAGAAUCUUCCGAUUUACUGCCACCAAAGCAUUAUUUUUAUUUAGUCCUUUUCAUCCACUGAGAAGACUAGCUAUCAAAAUUUUGAUACAUACUUUGUUCAUUACAUUUAUAACAUGUGUUGUUCUCUGCAACUGCAUAUUUAUGACCUUAAACGAACCACCAAAUGACUAUAACAUCGCUGAGAUUUCUUUCACAGUAGUUUACACAGUUGAAUUUGCAAUAAAAGUUGUAGCAAGAGGAUUUGUUUUGAAUGAGUUUACCUAUCUUCGAGAUCUCUGGAAUGUCCUGGAUCUUUUUACUUUGAUUAUGACAUAUGCAUCUCUUUGUCUGCCUUUUGGUAGCAUUUCAGCUCUUCGAAGUUUCAGGGUGCUAAGAACGUUGAAAGCUGUUUCUGUAAUCCCAGGGUUGAAAGUAAUUAUAGCCUCACUUCUUCAGUCAGUGAAGAAACUUGCAAAUGUGAUGCUGCUCACAGUUUUCUCCUUGGCUGUCUUUGCCCUCACUGGCCUCCAGCUUUUUAUGGGCAACUUGAAAUAUAAAUGCGUCCAUCAAGAUUUCAUCAAUAAAAGCUUGAGCAAGAACAGUAGCUUGUGUUUGUUAAAAGAUCCAGAAAAUUACUCAAUCUACCAGAAAACGGAUGACUCUUCUUCUCCACUCUUGUGUGGAUACACCUCAAAUCCUAAUAAAAGUGAAUGCAGAACAAACUAUUUUUGUGUGAAACAUGGAGAUAAUCCUGACUAUGGAUACACAAGUUUUGAUCACUUUGGGUGGGCUUUCCUCUCCAUGUUCCGACUGAUGACACAGGAUAGCUGGGAAAUACUCUAUCAACAGGUUUUAAGAACAUCUGGAAAAACAUAUGUCAUCUUUUUUGUGAUAGUCAUCUUUCUGUGCUCAUUUUAUCUUUUCAAUUUAAUCCUGGCUGUUGUAACAAUGGCAUACGAUGAGCAACACAAAGCAACACUUGCACACACAAAGGCAAGAGAGAUUUUGCUUCAGAAAGCCAAAGAAGUAUUAAAAAAAGAAAAGGAACGGAUUGCCCAACAACAUUCUGCAUCCAUGGAUGAAGAUGCUGAAAUGCUAGGUGUAGAGACCAAAAAGAAAAAAGAGAAGAAAAGGAGGAAGAAGAAACGCAAAGGCAAAAAGUCCAAAACUUAUGGGGAAGAUGAAACCAUGUUCUAUUCUACACCUGAUAAAAGUCAAAAAGACCUUAAAGAGCUGUUAAUGUCCUAUCAACUGCCAUCUGACACUCUUCAAGACCCAUUUCAAAGACAAAAAUUAACCAGUGCUGCCAAUGUCAUCAGCAAAACUAUGGAAUGGGAAGAACCAAAACUAGAAUUCCCUCCAGGCAUGAAAAAAACUGCACAAAAGUAUCUCAUUUGGCAAUGCUGCCCCUUCUGGUUGCAAAUAAAGGAAAUUAUGAAGAAAGUUAUGAUAAAUCCUUUUAUGGAACUAUUUAUUUCACUGUGCAUUACAGUAAACACUCUAUUAAUGGCACUAGAAGACAUGCCUUUCCCACACAAAGUGGUUGAACAAGGAAACAAUGUUUUUACUGGCAUUUUUACAGCAGAAAUGGUGCUUAAAAUCAUUGCCCUCGAUCCGUACUACUAUUUUCAAGACACUUGGAAUAUUUUUGACUCAGUAGUGGUUGUUAUUGGCAUAGUAAACCUGAUACUUAAAAAACAUCUGUCAAUUGUCAGAAUGCUGAGAAUCUUCAAGUUGUCAAAGUUUUGGCCAGCUUUAAAUAAACUUAUGAAAAUAAUAUUGAAAUCCGUGGGCCCACUGGGUAACCUCACACUUGUUCUGAUUUUCACCAUAUUCAUCUUUGCUGUGGUUGGCAAACAGGCCUUUGGGAGCUAUUACAAAAAUGUGGCAUCUGGAGCAACACCUAACUGCCUCAUCUGUAUUGAUGACAAACUACAAAACUGUAACACAACUAACCAAAAAGUUUGUAAAUUACGAUGGCAUAUGGAAGACUUCUUCCAUUCAUUCCUUAUUAUAUUCCGAAUCCUAUGUAGAGAAUGGAUUGAAACCAUGUGGGGCUGUAUGAAAGUUGCAGGGGAAGGAGGGUGCAUUAUUCUGUUCAUGAUGGUCCUUGUUUUUGGAAAUCUAGUGGUUCUCAACCUUUUCAUUGCUUUGUUGCUGAGCUCCUUCAGUAGCAGUGAUUCAGAAAAUGAUACCAAUGAAAAGGAGCCUAAACAACAAGAGGCCCUGGCUCUUAUUCACAAGGGGUUGCAAGCUGUCAAAGAUUUCCUGUGGAGUAAAUGUUGUAAUGUACUCAUGCAAAAGCUGAAGAGAGUAAGCACAAAAAAUAAGAAAGGGACCAUUGCUAUUCAAAAGUCUAUUGUUACUGAGGCAGAAGAAAGAAUCCAAGAGAAUUGUGUUACCAAUGAAACUUUCAGACUUGGCAAGCAACCACCACUGGAUGGAAAACAGGAAGACGUCUGGACAUAUUCUGAUGCAUUUGUUUGCAUCCCCCUUGCGGAAACAGAGACUUUAAGUGAGGAGGAAGAGUGUGUAAUCAUGGAAAGUGACUACAGUAAACAGGAGUACCAGCUGCGAAACAGGAGAGAGAUAUUCAACAGGUCAAGGCAAAGACUUUCCUCUCAGUAUUCUGAAAGAUCAAGUGUUUGUUCUUUAGAUAUUACUAAGAGGUUGGAUCAUGACAGCAGUUGUUCAGAGGCGAGCACAGUAGAUAACAGAUCUCCUGUUUUUCUUCUGCCUGUAAAGAAGAAGGAGCCUAAGGACUGCUUCCCACAAGCUUUGACCAAAUUCUUCCCAUGUUGCAGAGUGAACACCAAUAAAUUUCCGUGCAACACUUGGUGGAAUUUUAGAAAAACCUGCUACAGAAUUGUAAAACACAGUUGGUUUGAAUCUUUUAGCAUAUUCAUGAUAUUACUGAGCAGUGGUGCUCUGAUCUUUGAAGACAUUUAUCUUGACAAGAGAAAACAUAUAAAAACUAUACUGGAGUAUGCAGAUAUAUUUUUUUUCUACAUCUUUUUCCUGGAGAUGUUUCUGAAAUGGAUGGCUUAUGGCUUCAGGUCAUAUUUUACCAAUGGCUGGUGUUGUCUUGAUUUCUUUAUUGUAUGUUUUUCCAUUCCUGUGCAAACAGUUCUACAAAAGCAAAAGUAUCUGUGUGACAACAGUAUCUCCACAAAAUCUCUCAGAACUUUGAGGGCCUUGAGACCACUUCGAGCAUUGUCCAGAUUUAAAGGGAUAAAGGUUGUAGUGAAUGCCCUUGCGGGAGCUAUUCCUUCCAUUGGGAAUGUGCUACUUGUCUGCAUUGUCCUCUGGCUCCCAUUUAACAUUCUAGGAGUACAGCUGUUCAGAGGAAAAUUUUGGAGCUGCAACUCCUCUGUUCCAGUUGUAAACAGGAAUGACUGCGUCCAGAUCAAUGCACCGGUCAACUUUGACAAUGUUAUGAAAGGAUAUUUGGCUCUCCUUCAAGUGGCAACAUUUAAAGGCUGGAUGGAGAUUAUGUAUGCUGCAGUAGACGCACCCUCUAAUGAUAAGGAUCUGCCGUGUUUUGAAAACAAUCAAUUCGCAUACAUCUAUUUUGUGGUCUUUAUCGUAUUUGGAUCAUUCUUCAUGUUGAAUCUAUUCAUUGGAGUUGUUAUUGACAAUUUUAACCAACAAAGGAAAAAGUUAGGUGGAGAACUCAUAUUUUUGUCAGAAGAUCAGAAGAAAUAUUAUAAUGCACUGAAAAAACUUGGUACCAAGAAACCCCUUAAACCUGUUCCACGGCCACUGAACACGUGCCAAGGAAUCCUUUAUGACAUUGUAAGCAAGCAAGGAUUUGAUAUUUUCAUUAUAAGUCUCAUUUUCUUAAAUGUGGUGAUCAUGGCAGUGGAACAUGAAGACCAAAACCCAGAAGUCAAAAAACUCCUUGAAACCAUAAAUCUUGUCUUUGUUGCUCUCUUUACUGGAGAAUGCAUCAUGAAAAUGCUGGCUUUGAGGGCAUAUUUCUUCAGGGACAACUGGAACAUAUUUGAUUUUGUGGUGGUGAUUCUUUCUAUACUUAGUUCUGCAUCUACUCAACUUGGUACAAGGUUCAAUUUCCCACCUACCAUCCUGAGAAUCAUUCGAGUGGCCCGGGUGAGCCGACUCCUGAGGGUCAUUCGAGGGGCCCGGGGGCUACGGACCCUCCUUUUUGCACUGCUGAUGUCCCUUCCUGCUCUUACCAAUAUUGGGCUCCUGCUUUUUCUGAUCAUGUUCAUUUAUGCUAUUUUUGGCAUGGGCAACUUUGCCUGUGCCAGUUUGAAAGGAGGCAUUGACAACAUUUUCAACUUCCAGACUUUUGGCGGCAGCAUGCUUUGCCUCUUUGAAAUCACAACGUCUGCUGGUUGGCAUAGCCUUCUCAACCCAAUGCUUGACAGCAGUAGUAAUAGUAUUUGUUCUGGCCCCUCGCAGAAAAAGGGCCCUUGUGUUAACAGAGGCGUGGCAAUUUCCUAUUUUGUUAGCUACAUCAUUAUAUCAUUCCUUAUUGUCGUUAAUAUGUACAUUGCUGUCAUCAUAGAGAACUUGAAUGUGGCCACUGAAGAAAGCACAGAGCCUUUGGGUGAUGAUGAUUUUGAAAUUUUUUAUGAAGUUUGGGCAAGAUUUGAUCCAGAAGCAACCCAAUUUAUUUCUUAUUCAGCACUUUCAGACUUUGCAGAUGCUCUGGUGGAACCAUUACGUGUACCCAAACCAAACGGACAACAGCUGAUGGCAAUGGGCCUCCCAAUGGUGAAUGGAAAUAAAAUCCACUGCUUGGACAUUUUGUUUGCUUUUACCAAAAGGGUACUGGGAGAAGCUGGAGAAAUGGACGUGCUGGAGACAAAGAUAGAGGAAAAAUAUCCAGAGAAGAUUGCUUAUGAACCCAUAGUAACAACUCCGAAGCGGAAACAGGAGGAGAGUGCUGUCAUUAUCCAGAGGGCUUUCAGAAAACAUCUCCUUCACCUUGCAAUAAAGAAAUCAUGCCAAGAAGCCAGUGUGGGAAGCCUCUUUAAAAACAUACCUGAAGAGGAAGAUGGCUCUGUUUACAUGAUAAAUGAAAGCGAAGAAGACAGUGGGUCAGAUGAUUCCCAAAGUCCAGCCUGUGUAUUGAUUCCACCAUCUUAUAGUAAUGCCACUGCUGGUGAUAUUCCUCAGGUGAAGAUCAAAGACUGUAGCAAUGAUGACACCAAGUGAAUUACUGUUUGCUGUUUUCUUGCUACAACCUGAUUUUCUAGAAAAUGCAAUGUUCAAUUAUAUUUCUGUCUCUGUAGUCAGCUUAAUUAAAGCUAACUGUCCGUCUAUGAGAUUUUAUGACACACAGCUAACUCUGCAGUGUUUCCAUUGAGCAGUUGUCAGAAGAACUAAAAAAUUGUAACUAGGGGGUCAUAAAUAAUAGUUAAAGGGAAAUAAUUUGCACUUUUUCUACUCAGUAUUUUGAACUGAUAGGUGUUUUGUUAACCUAUUACUUUAAGCAUUGCAUAUUCCAAUAAAUCUGGGGCUAGAGAGGCAUAAAUGGAUGCUAAGAUUGGCUAAUGAGGACUUUCUGCAUUCCAAAAUAUAUCCCAUCAUCUCUUUAUUUCUCAGUGCUGUCUGGGCAAUGUUCUGCUCAUUCAAAAAUAUCUUCUGGAGUCUGGACCUGGAAAGAGAGCCAGGCUGCCAGAACAGCCAGACUUACUGGUGCAUCUCUGCAAAAGUUGGCCUCCUUAUUGCUAAAACUACUGUAUAUACUCAACUAUAAGUCAAUCUCAUCUAUAAGUCGAGGGCAGGUUUUGGGCCCAAAAUUAUGGAUUUUGACAUGACCUGUGGAUAAGUCGAGGGUAAAACUUAGGGACAUGUAAUAAAGCAAGGAAAACAAUGCCAAAGAAUUUAUAAGAUUUCAGCUGGCUUAACUGUUUUUUCUCACACUAAAGCCUGAACGAGAGAUUAGAAGAGGAGCAAUGCUUCCAGGACAGAUUUCACUCUUGCCUUUUAUCAGGAAAUAUUUCAUUUUUUAAUAAGAGUAAAAUAGUAGUACUUACAUUGAUCUGUGGAUAAGUCGACUGAGUUUUUUGGAGUUGAUUUUUGACUAACAUUUCUAGACUUAUACAUGAGUAUAUACAGUAGAUAGCCACUUGCUGUGAAUGUGAUUGUAGCAGUCAAAGAGUAUACCUGACUUGCUUUCUGAUUUUUGGUUGGUCUCAUGACCAUCUGUUGGGGAUGCUUUGAUAGUGAUUUCCUGCAUGGCAGGGGUUGGACUGGAUGGCCCUUGUGGUCUCUUCCAACUCUACGAUUCUAUGAUUCUUGCUUGUCCCUUUCUUUUGCCAGAUCUCGGUGUGAUGCACAGGCUGCUCCCCUCUGUAGUUUUCCAUC